UCGCUCACCAUAAACAGAGAAGAAAAAGGGAGAGAAAAAUAAAAAGAAAAAGAAAACUCCAAACAGAAAGCAGCGAAAUGAAUAAUGGUGGCGCAUUUUAAGCGCUGAAAUCGAGCCAAUGCUUUUCCUUGCAGCAUUAAUGCACCUCUUUCCCUCUAGUUCUGACUCUCUCUACUCGUUGCUCUUUUUCGUUCGUUUUCUCUCUCUCUCUAAGCUUGACUUUGUCAGUUUCUCUAUUGCACUGUGUAGUGUGUAUUAUUAUAUGUUGGGUAAGUAACUAUUGGCGGUGUUAGUAGUGGUGGUGCUGUUGGUGGAGGAGGAGGUGGAACUAACGGAAUCACAUUGUAUACAAUCGAGAUGCGUCGACGAAGAAUCUCGGUUUCAAGUACUUGAUGAUAAAAUUAGAUUGAUUGCAUUCUGGAAUAGCUCCGCAAUUUCUAACAGUUGGUCUUAAAAUCUACAUGAUUUGAGCACCAUGUCCUCACUGCUUUUGAUUGUGAUAUCCCCGAUACAUUAUGAAGAGUUCAAGGAAAUGGGCAGUGGAGCUUUUACAUGGAAAUGAAGGAGAGGCAGCGUUGGAGAGCUGAAGAGGACGCCUUGUUACGUGCAUAUGUUAAGCAAUAUGGUCCAAGGGAGUGGAACCUUGUAUCACAGCGCAUGAACACACCCCUAAACAGGGAUGCCAAAUCCUGCUUAGAAAGGUGGAAGAACUACCUCAAGCCUGGUAUAAAGAAAGGAUCACUUACUGAAGAAGAGCAGCGUCUUGUUAUCCGACUUCAGGCUAAACACGGUAACAAAUGGAAGAAAAUUGCAGCUGAAGUUCCAGGAAGAACUGCUAAGAGACUUGGAAAGUGGUGGGAAGUGUUCAAGGAGAAGCAGCAGAGAGAGCAAAAGGAAAAUAACAAGACAAUAGAACCAAUUGACGAGGGCAAGUACGAUAGGAUUCUGGAGACUUUUGCAGAGAAGCUAGUGAAAGAGCGCCCUGCUCCAGCAUUUGUCAUGGCCACUUCCAAUGGGGGCUUUUUACAUACUGAUCCCCCUACUCCUGCACCAACUAUGCUUCCCCCAUGGCUUUCUACUUCCAACAGCACUUCUGCUGUUAGGCCACCCUCUCCUUCUGUAACCCUAAGCCUCUCACCAUCAACAGUUGCAGCUCCUCCUCCUCCAAUUCCCUGGCUGCAGCCUGAAAGAGGACCAGAUAAUACUUCUUUUGUUUUGGGCAGUCUGCCACCUCAUGGAUCAGUGUCCACAUGUGAGAAUAUGAUGAUAUCUGAAUUGGCAGAGUGUUGCAGAGAGUUGGAAGAAGGGCAUCGUGCUUGGGCAGCACACAAGAAGGAAGCUGCCUGGAGGCUACGAAGGGUAGAGCUACAGCUGGAGUCAGAGAAGUCAUGCCGGAGGAGGGAGAAAAUGGAAGAGAUAGAGUCGAAGAUCAAGGCUCUUAGGGAAGAACAGAAGGCUUCUCUUGAUAGGAUCGAAGCAGAAUACAGGGAACAAUUAGCUGAAUUGAGAAGAGAUGCUGAAGCCAAGGAGCAGAAAUUGGCUGAGCAAUGGGCUACAAAGCAUUUGCGCCUUUCCAAGUUUCUUGAACAGGUGAUGUGCAGGCCUAGGCUUGCAGAGCCCAAUGGCCGGUGAGAAGUUAUGAUUAUCUGGCUGUAAGGAAUGGGGCUUCUAGAAAAAUUCUAUCUAUAGAUGUCUACUUAUAUUUGAUGUCUGUUUAUGGCAUGGACUGGGUGAAUGUAAGGUAAGAUUGGCUUAACAUUUACAUAUUGCAUUCUCUUUUGAAGAAAUAUAUCAUGAUUUUAUGCCAAAAA
Molecule: messenger RNA, 1811 nt
Organism: Jatropha curcas
Lineage: Eukaryota; Viridiplantae; Streptophyta; Magnoliopsida; Malpighiales; Euphorbiaceae
Gene: AS1
Product: myb-like HTH transcriptional regulator family protein
Source: RefSeq, a predicted model, not a curated record